This is a messenger RNA of Salvelinus namaycush (lake trout), 1686 nucleotides long. Its product is annotated as high-affinity choline transporter 1-like. Gene Ontology annotation, cellular component: plasma membrane. Bases 1 to 1686 code for a protein of 561 amino acids. Gene Ontology annotation, molecular function: choline:sodium symporter activity. Gene Ontology annotation, biological process: transmembrane transport; choline transport; acetylcholine biosynthetic process. Lineage: Eukaryota; Metazoa; Chordata; Actinopteri; Salmoniformes; Salmonidae. The record is from RefSeq and is a predicted model, not a curated record. The transcript is spliced from 8 exons.
AUGGCGCUUAACUGGCCCGGCCUGCUGUCGAUCGGGGUGUUCUACCUUAUCGUCCUCGUGACAGGCGUCUGGGCGUCCAGGAAGUCCAAACACGAGGAGAGGAAGUGCACUGGAAACCUUAGUGAGGUUGCCAUGGUUGGAGGGCGGAACCUCAACAUCUGGGUCAGCAUCUUCACUACCACAGCUACAUGGGUGGGAGGAGGUUUCAUCUUAGGCAAUGCUGAGGUGGUCUACGACCCUAAAAGGGGCCUGGCUUGGGCCAUCGGACCAAUAGGCUUCACCCUUAGCCUGGUUGUAGGUGCGUUGUUCUUUGUGAAACCGGUCCGAGAGAAGAAUUACGUCACCAUAAUGGAUCCGUUCCAGGAGAAGUAUGGAAACACGUUAACUGCUAUUCUCUUUGUCCCAUCACUCCUUGCUGACAUCUUCUGGAUAGCCUGUGUGCUCGCUGCAUUGGGGGGAACGGUGAGUGUGAUCAUGGAUAUCCCAUCACCCUUGGCUGUGGCCCUGUCUGCUGCCGUGGCAAUUCUCUACACAUUGCUGGGAGGGCUGUACUCGGUGGCCUACACUGAUGUCAUCCAGCUCAUCUUCAUGUUCCUCAGCCUGUGGUUCUGUGUGCCCUUCAUACUGAUGAGCCCCGCCUCAACAGACAUUACAGUCACAGCGGUGACAAAACUGUAUCAGGAGCCAUGGACCGGCAGGCUGAAGUUGGCAGAUGCAGGGCGCUGGCUGGAUGACCUGCUACUGGUGACUCUAGGUGGAAUCUGUUACCAGUCCUUCUACCAGAGAGUCCUGGCCACAGCCACUGUGGCUCAGGCUCAGUUCACCUGCUAUGCUGCCUCUGUCUUCUGCUUCAUCCUCGCCAUACCACCUCUUCUCAUUGGUGCUGUGGCAGCAUCCACAGAUUGGAACCAGACCAGUUUUGGUCUACCUACUCCCUAUGAGCAGGGCAAGGCGGGUAUGAUUCUGCCCAUCUCCCUGCACCACCUGUGUCCACCUUUCGUCUCUCUUGCUGGAAUCGGCGCCAUUGCUGCUGCUGUGAUGUCAUCGAUUGACUCUGCCCUGCUGUCUUCUGCGUCCCUUUUUGCCCGAAACAUCUACAAAAACAUUUUCAGCAAAAGGGCCUCUGAGAAACAGAUUCUACUGGUUGUAAAGGUGUCCAUCCUACUGUUUGGUUUGAUGGGGGCGGGCUUGGCAAUGACGACCUCCUCUGUGUAUGUCUUCUGGAUUCUCAGUGGAGAUGUGAUGUACACGGUGGUGUGUGCACAGUUGAUCUGCGUCCUCUUUCUGCCUGGGAAGGUCAAUGGGUAUGGUGCCUUGGCAGGCCUUGUGGUAGGGCUACUGCUGCGGUUCCUAGUAGGAGAGCCCCUGCUUGGUGUGCCUGGACUCAUGCCCCUUCCCUGGGACAGCCUACACGAGGACGGGCGUCUGCUGCAUGUCUUCCCGUACCGCACCGGCAUCAUGUUGGUCUCUCUGGCCACCAUCCUGAUUGUGUCACGUUUCGCAGCCUGCCUUUUCCUUAAAGGGCUACUGCCUGACAACUGGGAUGUAUAUGAACUUGGUCAAAAAAGGAGGAUUUUGAUUAAGGAUAUGGUAGCUAAGGAUCUGACUGAGAAGAUUGGACUGAACACAAGGCAGAUGGACCCAUCUCCUCAUGCUAGCACAGAAGAUAUGAGAUCUUUACAAUGA